CGAGGAACCAGGUCUUAAGUUUGCUGCCAUCUUGAGCGCUGGUACUCGUCUAAAAGCUUCGGGAAGAACGGCCUGGCCUAGCGCUUCUCCAAAAUGGAUUCUACACCUUUGUUACCGACGUCUUUAAACAUGAAUCUGACAAUAUCACAUGUAGAAUGUCUUCCCAAGGACAUUCUGGUGAAAUUUCAAGGCAGAAAUCAUAUCGAAUGUGAGUUUGACUACCACAUAUUACAGAGAGAAAUGCAGCAUAUUCCAAAAGUAAAAAAUAAUGUGGACAUUGAUGAAUUUUGUUUGGUUGAAGAAAGAGUAUCUGGAGAAUGGCAGAGAGGAAGAGUCAUGGAAAAGAAAAAUGAACUCUAUACAGUAUUCCUCAUAGAUCAUGGAGAAGAACUAAGAGUUGAUGGUACACAGGUUGCUUCAGCCUGUGGCAACUUAUUUGAGCUACCACCAAGGGUAAUAGUUGGUAUUUUCGCCAACAUACUACCAAAUGGGGAAAGAUGGCCUCCUAAGGCUUUGAAUUAUUUCAGGUCAUUAGUAGGACUACAAGUGAAAGGUUGUGUACAAGCUGUUUUGCCUCUUCAAACGAUUCUUCUUGAAGUGCCAAAAAUUAUAUCCCAGGUUCUUGAAUUACAAUUAGGCAGACUUAUUGAUGGGGAUUCAUUUCGCCUUAUUGUGGAAAUGUUAAAAGAAUUCUCACAGGAAAUGCCAGAUUUAAUAAAACAUAAAAGACCUGACUUAUCAUUAAGUAAUAAUGAUGCUUCACUUGAUAUUCAACACAUUCUGGCUAAUUUGCAGCCAUCUUUGCCAGUAGGCAGGGUUGAAAGUAUAAAGGUGUCCUCUGCAUUGAGCCCAAGUAAAUUUUAUUGUCAACUAAUUAAAUGGAUUCCAGAGUUAGAAAACUUAACAGUGUGUAUGACUUUGCAUUAUGAUACUGUCAGUCAAGAAAGUAGUCCCACAUGUGAUAACUUUGGACUACUUUGUGUUGCCAAAAGGAGAAAUGGACAGUGGCAUAGAGGAAUUCUUCAGCAACUCUUGCCCAAUAAUCAAGUGAAAAUUUGGUUCAUGGAUUAUGGCAGUAGUGAGGCUAUACCCUCAAUCCAUGUGAAGAAACUUAAACAGGAUUUUAUUUUAGUACCGUUGUUUUCGUUUCCAUGUUCUCUGACCUAUUUACACAGUCCAGAUAGAGAUGCCAGAAAAUCUCAACUGACUGUUUUUAAACAAGCUUUGUUAGGACAAAUAGUAUAUGCACACAUUGAUUGUUUCAAUAAGGAUGAACAUUUGUAUUAUGUAACACUACAAACUCAGGAGUCUACAAUUAAUUCUAAGUGUCUGCUGAAGACCGUAGGCACACAAGUACUCUGUCCAGUGUCUGAAUCAAAGAUCUCUAAUAUGUUUAAGGAGGCUAGUGCUUCUGAUGUAAACAGUGUGGUUGACUCUUUUACUGGAAAUACAGAACCAUCAAUAAGCUCUUCAAAUAAAAACACUUUGAAAAUAAGUUUUCCUAUUAAAACUGUAAAUAUGGAGAUAGAGACUGCCUAUAUAGCUUUUGUAGCCUAUGUAUUAAACCCAUCAAAUUUCUGGGUACGCACUAAUGAACAUCAGAAUGAACUUCAAGAUCUAAUGAAAAAUAUAAACAAAUCUUAUGAUUCGUGUGAAAAUGAUGAACUGAUUCUAAGAAAUCCAGAACCUGGAUUAUUUUGUUGUGCUAGAUACAGCAGAGACCGACAUUUUUAUAGAGCUGUCAUCACUGAAAUUAAUGGUUACAAGAUUAAUGUUUAUUUUUUAGAUUAUGGAAAUACUGAUUCCAUACCAUUUUUUGAUGUAAAAAUUUUGCUUCCAGAGUUUUGUGAGUUGCCUGCCUUAGCUAUGUGCUGUUCACUUGCACAUAUAUUUCCUGUUGAAGACUUAUGGGUGAAGGCAGCAAUUGACUAUUUUAAAAAAAUAGUCUUGAACAAAGCAAUUUUGCUUCAAGUUACAGCAAAAAAAGAUGACAAGUACAUUGUAAAUAUUCAGAGUAUGGAAGCCUCAGAAAAUAAUGAUGUUGUCUCUCUUAUGUUACAAGCUGGAUAUGCAGAAUAUUGGGAAGUAGAACCAGAAUAUUGUCCCAAAUCUGAAAGUGAAUAUUCAGUAUUAAAUUUAGAACCUAAAAGCAAAGUUAAAGUCCUAUCUGCCCUUCUUGAAAGAGCCAAACCUAAAAAGUACCAUUCAAAUAAGCUUAAAGAAAGGACCUUAUCUUUGUUAAAAUCCCCAGCUGUUAAUUUCUCAGAUUUAAAAAAUCCUUUCACCUUGUCUGUGGGACCGGAGUUGCUACGACCUUAUAAAGAAUAUAUGUUUAAACCAGGAACAGUGCUCGAAGUCAAGUGUUCUUCUUAUUAUGGCCCAGGUGACUUUUCCUGCCAGCUUCAAUGUAAGUUAGAGGACCUAAAAUUGUUAAUGGAACAAAUUCAGAAUUACUACAGCGAUCAUUCUGAUCCUUAUCAAAUUGGGCAGAUUGCUUGUGUUGCUAAGUAUUCCAAAGAUGGGAAGUGGUAUAGAGCUGCUAUUUUGACUCAAGUAUCAAGAAAAGAAUUUGACGUGGUAUUUGUUGAUUAUGGUUACCAAGAAAGGGUUUUAGUUAAAGAUAUUUGUGCCAUUAACCCACGUUUCCUUUUUUUAGAAGGCCAAGCCUUCAGAUGUAGUCUUAACCAUUUAGUUGAACCCAUCAGUUGUAAAUUCAGUUGGACAAGAGAAGCAUGCAGAGACUUUGGGAAUUUUAUUUCUUCAUCUAGAGGAUUAUUGACUUGUGUCAUUUAUGCCCUAGUUCUUAUAUAUCCAAACUGUUUAUGUAACUUAGUGGAUUUACAAUCUCCACUUACUAGUGCAAAAGAAUUUCUUAUUAAUCAUGGCUCAGCACAGUAUAAUACAUUAUCAAGGCCAUUUCCAUCUUCAGUUAGUCUUUACAGUUACUAUUAUUCUUCCUUUAACAUAAAAAUUGGAAGUGAGGAAGAAAUAUACAUUUCUCACAUCUAUAGUCCUAAAAAGUUUUAUUGCCAACUCAGUAGAAAUAAUAAAGACCUAGAGAUGAUAGAAACAAAAAUCACAGAGAUUAGUAACCUCAAAAAUUAUCCAAAAUACGAUCCUAGUAAAAUGAGACUGUGCCUAUCUAAGUAUGUAGAAGAUGGUCUCUCUUACCGAGCUUUAGCAACGCCAACAGACUCACUAACUGACUUUCUGGUCUAUUUUGUAGACUUCGGAAAUAAGCAGUUAGUAGAAGAAAGUACAUUGAGGGCUAUCUCAGAUCAGUUUCCAGAGUUGCUGUUUACACCUAUGCAAGCUAUUAAGUGUUUUUUGUCAGAUUUUAGAGAUGUAGAUAUUCCAGUAGAAAUCUGUAGCUGGUUUGAAGAUAAUUUCUUGGGCAAACCUUUAAGGGCAAUAAUAUUGACCAGGGAGUCAGAUGGCCAGCUUGGUGUAGAAUUAUAUGAUGGAUGUCAACAUAUAAAUCAGGAAAUUAAAAUGUUGCUUCAUGCUUAUGGAAAAAAACUCUGUGACCAAGCACACUAUGUGGAAAAGGGUCCUAAAAUAAGUGAGAAUAAGCGACUUGCUGUUUCUUUGAAAGGCAAAAUAGAAAAAAACUAUCACCAUAAUGUGAUAAAUAAAACUAAGCUAGUAACAUACUCUGAAAGUAAAAUAGAUCAGUUAACAAAUCCGGGAAGUACAUAUGCCAAGCUUUUGAAACCAUCAGUUUGUUAUAAAAUUGAGCCUGCCUCAAAAAACAAAGUGAAAUCUUUGAGUGAUGGACUAAAAAAUAAAGGUGUAAAAAGUAUCUCUGGAUUUGAUGAAAAUGAUGUGGGCUGCAAAUCAACAAGGGUUAUAUCGCAGUCUUUUAUCCAAGAACUAAACCAAGCAGCUUCUCAAAACCUAUCUACUCUUACUAGACCACAGAUCAAAGAUCUUCCUCAACCCCAGAUUUACUUGAAUGCCAAAGUUAAAGGAUAUGUUUCUAAUAUCAGUAAUCCAGCAAGCUUCCAUAUCCAGCUUGCGGAGAAUGAAAAUGCAAUCCUCAGACUUGCAGAUGCUCUAAAUGAAAAAAGAUUGAAUAUAGUGAAAGAGAGAAAGUCCACGAAGCCUAUGGUGGGAGACCUGGUAGUUGCAGAAUACUCUGGUGACCAUGCCAUUUACAGAGCCGUUAUUAAGAAAAUUUUGCCAGGAAAUUCUUUUGAAGUGGAGUUUAUUGAUUAUGGUAACACUGCGGUAAUAAGCACAUCCAAAAUUUAUGAAUUUCAGAGGGAAUUCUUAACCGUUCCUCAGCUAGGAAUCCAUUCUUUUCUCAGUGGGGUCAAGUGGCAUGAGCCUGAUGAAAUAUGGGACAGUAAAACUGUGGAUUAUUUCAUGUCAAGAGUGAGUAACAAAACCGUUUCUUGUGAAUUUCUGAAGCAGCAUGAGCAGAAAUGGGAGGUCAAUAUCAUCUGUGAUGGAACAUGUGUCAUUAAUGAACUAAUGAAAUGGACAGCCUGUUCAAAACUACAGAAGACUGUACUGCAGCUGCCUACAGCUGUCUCUCAAAAGGUGAGCUCUGGGGAGGAGAACAAAAGGAAAAAAGGAAAGUCAAAGGAGUGCGAAGGUUCUGGGACUCUUCAACCAUCUUGCCAACGGCUCGUUAAGAUUCCUUUUGAAGAGUUAAGACCUGGACAACUUGAAAAGUCUGAGAUACUUUAUGUCUCAAAAAGUGGGACAUUUUAUGUGAAGUUAUCCAAAAAUAAAAAAAUAUUAUCAGAUUUAACAGUAUUCAUCAAUAAAGAAGUAAAAAACCCCUCUUUAUCGGUGGAAAAUAUUGAAAAAGGUUUAGAGUGCUUGGCAAAAUCUAAAAAAACCUUGAAAUGGUAUAGAUCAGAAGUAGCAAAGAAGUGUGUUGAUAAAGUGCUUGUUUUUUUAGUAGAUCGUGGUAGGUAUGAAAUAGUACCUUUAGGGAAUAUCCGGCUGCUCAGUAAGGAGAUUAGAAAUAUUCCAAGACAAGUUGUGCCUUGUAAGUGGAUUUGGUUUGAAAAUUUUAGAAACCGGUCAUUUGAGUCCAUUGUGUCUUUAUUUGCUCAUUUGGAAAUAAGUAUUCUUUUCUUGAAAUACUUAAACUCUGUGUGGAAAGUCGACAUUUUGGUAGAUGGCCUGCUACUUCUAGAAUACUUAAAUACAGUUCAUGCUGAAAACAAACUUAAAUCUUCAGAAGCUAUUUUUAAUGUGACUCCUGUGUCGUCCUGUACAAUGAGAUCAUAUACUUGGGCCCAACUCCAAAACGGAAAGCGGUAUUCAGGUAUUGCCACAGCGGUUUGUGAUCCGUCAGAUUUCUGUGUUCAGUUAGAAGAUUUCUUUGACACAAUGAAAUCGCUCUUUGUGCUGCUUUCUGAUCUACCAGAAAACUUGCAAACAGUGCCUCAAGAGUGCAUAACUCCUGGUGCUAGUUGUUUGUUCAAAUACGAUUUGGAAGAUCAGUGGAAUAGAGUAGAAAUCUCUGAAGUCUCUAGUCAGUCCCUAUUACUUGUGUUGAUCGACUAUGGAUUUUCUGUUUGCAUACCUUAUUCAGAUACAAAAAAUCUGAAAGUUGUUCCUGUUGAACUUUUGGAUAUACCAAGGUUAAGUUAUCCUUGUAUCUUAUAUGGUAUCUUACCUGCUAAGGAACAACACUGGGAUGAAGAUGUGAAAAGUUUCUUUCAAAACUUCCUAAGUAAACCAGGCUUAGUUUUUCAGUUUAGGAAGCAUAAUUUUGAAACAAAACUGAAAGUAGAUGUCCUUCAUGAGAAAAAUAACUUGGCAGAUUUGUUAGUUGCAUCUGGUCUUGCAGUAUAUUCUGAAGAUUCAGAUCCUCUUAAUGAUGGAGGUACUACUACUGGACCUACUAAAGUCCAAUAUCAGUUACAGAGUAAGCCUGUUCUCCCACUAUUAGAUGAAAAUUGUUACAAAAGAGAAAAUACAAGUUGUACAUGCACUGAGAAACAAAAGCUGAAAGAGAAAACUGUAAAGAGGAAAGAGGUCUGUAAGAACCUCUUAAGGAAAAGCCGUAUCAGUAAAAGAUUAUAUUCCAAAAACGUAGCUCUGAGGAAGAAGGCUGACUUUGGAAAACAUAAUCCCCAAAGUACUGCUAUGUUUGAUACGUGUUCAGCAGCUUCAUUUUGGGAACUGCCUAAUGGUUUAAAGACCAACACCAACUGCAUUGAAAACAUUUUUGAAAAAGUACCAACUGAAGAAACACAGGAAAAGAACACAGUGGAUUUGAGAAUAGCAGUAAAAGCAUUGCACGCUAAUGAAAAAAUAGUAUCAGAGGACUACUUAAAUGUGCAGGGAGAUGAAAGCUCAGAUCCUUUAUGCAUCAGUUUGGCAACAAAUUAUAUAUAGGAUACCCAGUAAUUACUGUUUUGUUUUAGAUGCUCCAAAUAUAUAAUAAAAGUGGUCUUCAGAUCAAGAGGAACUGUACUUGAACGACUACUGGGAAGCCUAAUCUACACUUGGACCUGAUUUAGAUGAUGAGGUCUGAGACUGUUUUGGUACCAUCAUGGAUUGAGACUUUGGAGAUCUUUCGGGGAAGGGUGUAGUGAAUCCUGCAUAUGGGAAUGAUGUGAAUUGGGGCCAAAGGGCAUACUGUGUUAUACUUUAUUACCCAGAGAUUACUACAGUAAUAUUUAAGUUUUUAUCUGCUGUGACUUUGCUAUUCCCCCUCAAGAAAAGGAGUAUAAUUACCAUUCCUUUGGGAGUGGGUAGGUUUGAGUGCUUUGACCAAAGCGUAGAGUAGAAAUCAUUCCAUGUGAUCUUACAAGGCUACUUCUCAAGCAGUGAUGUAGCUUUCACCUUAUUUUCUGUAACACUUGUACCUGGUGCCUUGGACCGUCAUGCAAGAAAUCCAGAUACUGCAUCCAGGAAGCCCAGGCCACAUGGGGAGGCCAUGUAUAAGGACUCCCGUGAAUAGUUCCAGACUCUAGCCAUUUGAGUUUUCCUUGCUGAAGCCAUGGGUGUUGAUUGUACAGAAACAAGCCAACUCCACAUAUUCAUCAUAUGCAAAUUCCUAAGCUACAGGACCCAUAAACUUAAUAAAGUAGUUCUAUUCUAAGCCUUGAGGUAGUAAGUGGAAUGGCUGGAUAACUUCUAAACCACUUUAAAGAAUCAUUAGAACUUUUGGUGUAUACUAAGAGUAAAAAGGCCUGCUACUGAGUAAAGUACGAGUUUCAGUGAAAAAGUGUGACAUGUUUUAUCUGCCUAAUGCCUUGCUUAUUUAUUUAUUUGGUUUUGGGACACUAAGUUCUGUGGCCAUAUGCACUCUUGAGAGUUGUUGACAUGCCACUGUAAAAACCAAUACAUUAGCUUGUACUAGUUUAUUUGUAAACAUUCUAUUUACUUUACAUUUUGUUUUACUUGAUUAAAACUCAAAUGUUUUCUUCAGUUUGCUUCCAUAUUUUACACAUAGUAGAUGUAAGAUAAAUACAUACUAAUUGAAUAUUUUGUCAGCUCUCAGAGGGCAUUAUCCUUGAGUUUAUUUUUUUUUUAAUGACUUCUAGAUGAUUUAGGAAAUAGGUAAUUAUAUAUAUAUAUGUUAAAUUAAGGGUUAAAGUCUGUCUUAGGGAACUUCAUUCAUGGUCUGCAUAUAUAAUUUGAAUAUUUUUAUGAGGUAAAAAUUAUAGACAAGCUUUUCUAGCAAUUAAGAAAAUGUUCCUAUAAUUUUUGGAGGGUUUUACUGCCAUCUACUGGCAGUCAUUUCUAUAGUUUAAAUUCCUUCAAGCUUUAUUUCUACUCGUUUUCCUGGCACCGUCUUCUCUUAAUUUUUUAAGACUUUUUUUUUUUUUUUUUAAGGAAGAAGAUAUUUCAGGUGCCUAAAGAGAGGCUAUCAUUUUUUUUUUGAAGAAAUGAUGUUCUACAUAUGCCUCCUAUAUAAUUUAACAGAAGUGAAUAAACAUGACCAUGUUAUUCAUUCUUAAGUGCAGUUUUUCCUGCAUUCUUUCCAUCACUUGCUUGGGUUCCCCUUCCUUUUACCAUUCAUAGAAUUUUUUAACCUCUGCCCUGAGGUACAUCAUAAUAGUCUACAUUUUCUUCAUGUGCAUAGAAUUCAGUGAAUGAAUGGAUAUAAUUAUGUGAACAUAAAUACAAUGAUAUGCUUUUGUUAUGUUUUAGAAAAAAGAUCACAUAAUUUUUCUGCAUUUUGCUUUUCUCACUUAGCAUAUCAGAAAUCUAAGAAGUAACGUAGUUCUAUUCUAAAUGUAUGCAUGAUUUUAAAAAGCAGUUGUAUUUUAAUUUUGUUUUUAAUAAUUUCUCUUGAUAGACAUUUAUUUUUGCAUUUUUUGCCACCUUGAAUAUGAUUGCAAUAAAUAUCUGCAUGUA
Messenger RNA from Mustela erminea (ermine), 8334 nucleotides. It is a transcript of the gene TDRD15, whose product is annotated as tudor domain containing 15. Gene Ontology annotation, biological process: spermatogenesis. Bases 94 to 6363 code for a protein of 2089 amino acids. The record is from RefSeq and is a predicted model, not a curated record. NCBI's taxonomy places the organism in Eukaryota, Metazoa, Chordata, Mammalia, Carnivora, Mustelidae. The transcript is spliced from 4 exons.